Messenger RNA from Naegleria gruberi, 564 nucleotides. RefSeq lists its product as uncharacterized. NCBI's taxonomy places the organism in Eukaryota, Heterolobosea, Eutetramitea, Acrasida, Naegleriidae. The coding region runs from base 1 to 564 and encodes 187 amino acids. The transcript has a single exon. The record is from RefSeq and is a predicted model, not a curated record.
AUGAUUAGAAGAGUAACCAAGGAUCACAAACAAGUCAAAUAUGCUUUAGAGAUAUUGAAAUUGAAAGAACCUUCAAUGAAAACUCAAAUUGUUGGCAGCUCUGCAAUUCUUCCAUGUACUAAUUCACAACAGACAAUGCAAGAACUUUACAAAUUAUUCCAGAGAUUGGAUUUGUGGAAAGAAUGGUCAGUUCCAUUGCAUGCCAGUGCUCAAUAUUCAGAUGACAAUUCUAAAACUCUUUCAGUUGGUACAAAAUUUACACAAACUCUCAAUUUGGGUUUCCCUGUUGGCCAACAAGUUUCCAAUGAGCAGGUUGCAGUGAAUGAAAUAUCAGAAAAUCAUGCAAAAAUUAUGUGGAACAAAGAGGAAGGAGGAAUUGCAGCAUGCCACCUUUGGUCGUUUGAAUGUUUAGAUUCUGAAAAAUUGGAAGUUACCAAUGUUGAAGUUUUCCAUGGAAUGCCAAUUUUCUUAGUUAAGGGAUUGGUUUCUAAUAGAUGGAAUGACCUUUUUGAAAAAUCACUUUCUGGAUUUUUAGAUUAUUAUAGAAAAUCUCAAAGCUUGUAG